AUGAUUCUUUCAAAAUAUUCGAUUCUACUACAGGCAGACUCUGCUAUGAACGAGGCAACUAUUGGGGCUUUUGUUAUUGUUGAGAUGUUGUAUAGCUCAGAUCUACUUGCAAUUGUUGGAGCUGGUGAACAGGCUUCUCUAUCCCCACGGCGACUAUGUUUAUUCAAGACCACAACGGGUUCUCCCCUUAGGGAAUUGAACUUUUUAACUUCUAUACUCGCUGUUCGUAUGAAUAAGAAAAGACUUGUUGUUGUGCUGCUAGAGAAAACAUUUGUGUACGACUUGAAUACUCUUGUCAUGCUUGAUACUAUCGACACCGUGCCAAAUCCAAAAGGUCUCUCUGCGUUCUCUCCAUGUCUUGAAGGCUGCUACUUGGCUGUCCCGGCUAGUGCGACGAAAGGAUCUGUUUUGGUGUAUAACGUCAUGGAUUUGCAGUCUCACAGUGAGAUAGAUGCACAUCGUUCUCCAUUGGCUGCGAUUGCCCUCUCUUCUAAUGGAAUGUACAUUGCUACAGCAUCUGAGCAAGGAACUUUGAUCCGAGUCCAUCUUGUUUCAGAAGCAACCAAGUCAUAUAGUUUCAGGAGAGGAACAUACCCAUCAACAAUAUAUUCACUCUCUUUUGGACCAUCGGAACAGCUUCCGGAUAUAUUGAUUGCAACGAGUUCUUCAGGCUCCAUUCAUGCCUUCUCUUUAAAGUUGGCCAUAAACCAAAGAAGCAAAAGGUCGACUAGCUUUCUUGGCUCGGUUCUUCCCGAUAGCGUGAGCGAUGCACUAGAUCCAGCGCAUCAUCAUGUGCUUCAAAAUGCAGUUUCUUCCGGACUUAGAAGUUAUGCAGUGGUUAGAAAGAUAGACAAACUUGAAGAAACAUCAUCUCCAUCUCAGUUUACAUCUCUUAGGGCGACAGUAUCGGUGAUUACAUAUAGUGGGUAUUUCCAGGAGUAUACGCUAAGUAUCAAUAACAAGAAUGAAUCUUUAUGGACACUAGAACGUGAAUUCAAUCUCUGCUCCAUAACCAACAGGUGA
Molecule: messenger RNA, 1023 nt
Organism: Arabis nemorensis
Lineage: Eukaryota; Viridiplantae; Streptophyta; Magnoliopsida; Brassicales; Brassicaceae
Source: the annotation of a GenBank genome assembly